This is a messenger RNA of Pseudophryne corroboree (corroboree frog), 2206 nucleotides long. It is a transcript of the gene ACTR8, whose product is annotated as actin related protein 8. Bases 84 to 1973 code for a protein of 629 amino acids. The record is from RefSeq and is a predicted model, not a curated record. Gene Ontology annotation, cellular component: Ino80 complex. Gene Ontology annotation, biological process: regulation of DNA-templated transcription; double-strand break repair. Lineage: Eukaryota; Metazoa; Chordata; Amphibia; Anura; Myobatrachidae. The transcript is spliced from 13 exons.
CGCAUUAGCCCCGCCCCACUGACUGUAUCCCUGCCUCCCGAGGACAGCUGCUGGUUGUCCGGCAGCUGCUGUCUGCGUUGCACAUGCGCGGUCUGUCCCCGGCGGCAAUUACCAUGACACAGGCGGAGAAGGGAGAACCGGAGAACGGUAGAGAGAAAGAGAAGGAGCAGCGCGGCGUGAAGAGACCAAUCGUGCCAGCAGCCAUCCCCGAGCCCCUGCAGGAGCAUAUACAGAGUGACUACAUCUUAGUGGUGCAUCCGGGAUCCAACACCCUGCGCAUUGGCCGAGCCACAGACACUCACCCAGCAGGGAUACCUCAUGUCAUUGCCAGGAGGCACAAACAGCCAGGACAGCCCACCUACUGUGACAAGUGGCUCCUCAGGGAGGGCUUAAAUAAACAUGAAAGUAAUGAGCAGAGACAAAAUGGCCUCAAAAUGGUGGAUCAGGCAAUCUGGUCCAAAAAGAUGUCUAAUGGGACAAGGCGUAUCCCAGCAGUGCCAGAACAGGCUCGAGUCUACAAUAAACAAAUCAGACCGGCUAUAUUGGAUCACAAUUCUGGAGUAAAAUGGACAAGCACUUCUCAUCACCCUGAGUAUCUUAUAGGAGAAGAGGCAUAUUUUGUUAAUCCAACAGAGGGCUAUAAUGUUCACUAUCCCAUUCGGAGGGGCCAGCUAAAUACUCAUGGUGGACCAGGAGGCUCGCUCACCGCUGUACUGACGGAUCUGGAAACCAUCUGGGCACACGUCAUACAGAAAUUGUUAGAAAUACAGUUGAAAGACUUGAAGUAUUACAGAUGUAUAUUACUCAUUCCGGAUAUAUAUAACAGACAGCAUGUGAAAGAGAUGGUUAACAUGGUCCUCACGAAGAUGGGAUUUUCAGGUGUGAUCGUCCAUCAAGAGUCAGUGUGCGCAGUCUAUGGGAGUGGUCUCAGCAGCGCAUGUGUCAUUGAUGUUGGGGAUCAAAAGACCAGUGUCUGUUGUGUAGAGGAUGGGAUAUCGCAUAGAAACACCAGAUUGUGUCUUGCGUAUGGUGGUUCUGAUGUCACACGGUGCUUGUACUGGCUCAUGCAGAGAGCUGGGUUCCCAUACAGAGAGUGUCAGCUGGCUAACACACUGGACUCCCUUCUCCUGCAGCAGCUUAAAGAGACAUACGCACACCUGGACCAGGAUGUUUGUGGACUGCAGGAUCACGAAUUUCAGGUGCGGCACCCAGAUUCCCCAGCCUUGUUGUACCAAAUGAGAUUGGGAGAUGAAAAACUUCAGGCCCCAAUGUCACUGUUCUAUCCAGCCACGUUUGGAAUUGCAGGCCAGAAAAUGACCCACUUACAGCGCAGAUCUCAGGGAGACCCAGAAGAUCCCCAUGAUGAACAUUAUCUGCUGGCAACACAGAGCAAACAGGACCAGUCUUCUAGGGCAGCCGCUGACCGUAAGGGCAUGCCCAAGCCCGGUAUGUUUGAUGAUCCACGAGGACAGGCCCUGGAUGUUUCGGAAAGAGGACAUAUGCUGGAAGCAGAGCUCGGGCCCUCUCAGAGUGACUGUAUGGGGUCUGGAAAUGAUGGAGAAGAGGCAUCUGCAGCCUUAUUCUCCAGGAAAAGCAUAGUAUCUCAAUUUGAAGGAAAAGCGCUGGGUCUGGACAAGGCAAUUCUUCAUAGUAUCGACUGCUGCGCCUCUGAUGACACCAAGAAAAAGAUGUACAGCUCCAUCUUGGUGGUCGGCGGGGGGUUAAUGUUCCACAAGGCUCAGCAGUUUUUGCAACAUCGAAUACUAAAUAAGAUGCCCCCGUCCUUCAGGAGAGUUGUUGAAAAUGUAGAAGUCAUCACGAGACCCAAGGAUAUGGACCCGCGGCUGAUUGCUUGGAAAGGGGGUGCAGUCCUCGCUUGUCUUGACACCACUCAGGAAUUGUGGAUUUACCAACGGGAAUGGCAGAGGUUCGGCGUGCGCAUGCUGCGGGAAAGAGCUGCCUUCGUGUGGUGAUCUGAACCGACCCUUAUGGUUUUUAUAGGCCGUUGUGGACAAUUCCAAUAGUGACUGAUUAUCUCAACAGAACAAAACUUGUGUAAUGUUUCCCAGUCUGUCUACGGUACAGGGACAGGCAUGGAAAUUGUAAAUAGAAAGUUUCAUCACAGAAAAUAUGUAUAAAAAUAAUGUAUUUUUGUACUUAAAAUAUUUUAGUGCUAAAGAAUAAAAUAAAAAUUGUGUAAGAAGCA